Messenger RNA from Alternaria viburni, 717 nucleotides. RefSeq lists its product as uncharacterized. The record is from RefSeq and is a predicted model, not a curated record. The coding region runs from base 1 to 717 and encodes 238 amino acids. NCBI's taxonomy places the organism in Eukaryota, Fungi, Ascomycota, Dothideomycetes, Pleosporales, Pleosporaceae. The transcript has 2 exons.
AUGGCGCUCUCAAACCCCGCCUCAGGUACCGCGUUGUCAGUGACCUCGACACCCGACGCCGAUCUCUCCAGCGCACUCGGUAUACUCGCGAUGCAAGACCCCUCCAUUCCGACACCCGGAGAGUGCCACAUCGAUAGAUGCGCCAUCGAGACCCUGAUACAAGUGGCCGAGAGUCUGGACAAUAAGGGUCUGUGUUCCUUAGCACGCGCCUCGAAGCGCUACACAGAGGCUGCGCAGGAUGUCCUCUACCGCGUUGUCGACCUUCGUUCAGACUACCCCAAUCGGGAACACAAGUCUACGUUUGACCGCCCCACCAAGUCUGGUCUCGCAGUAUUUCUCUGUACUAUCAAACAAAAGCCUCAUCUGGCUACCAAAGUGAAGGACUUGUGGUUCCUGCCACGUUCGAGAGUAGUCAAAGUGUGUGAGAAGAAACUCGCUUGCGAUCUCCUGGCUCGUCUUACCGAGUUGCGUUCUUUGACCAUCACCGCUUUGGACGACUGUCUCUGCUCUGUCGAAUUGGCCGGCGAGGACAUCUUCGAGGGACUCCCGACUCCCUUGCAAGAGCUUGCACUAAAGCGAACAUACGUUGCUCGCCACCCAACGUCAAAGCCCCUAAUAUCACAUCGCUCAAAAUCGAAGCUGCAAACGAAUCUUAUGACUACAAAUUCCGCGGAGCCGAAGCUUUUCUCGAUCUUCUUCCAAACGUCCAUACAUUGA